Messenger RNA from Salmo salar (Atlantic salmon), 1408 nucleotides. RefSeq names its product glyceraldehyde-3-phosphate dehydrogenase. Gene Ontology annotation, biological process: glucose metabolic process; glycolytic process. The record is from RefSeq and is a predicted model, not a curated record. Gene Ontology annotation, molecular function: NADP binding; NAD binding; glyceraldehyde-3-phosphate dehydrogenase (NAD+) (phosphorylating) activity. Lineage: Eukaryota; Metazoa; Chordata; Actinopteri; Salmoniformes; Salmonidae. Gene Ontology annotation, cellular component: cytosol.
GAGCCCGUAGCACACAAAGGGGCGUGUCCAUACAGGGUGGAAAUAAAUAGGUUGCCCAGCUCUGCCGGUCCCCACUCACACCCGAAAGUCGUAAGACAGGAUUGAGGCAUCUCACAAACGAGGACUAGACCAACUCAGGCAAAAUGGUGAAAGUAGGUGUCAAUGGAUUCGGCCGUAUCGGGCGUCUGGUGACCCGUGCUGCAUUCCACUCCAAGAAGGGAGUUGAGAUUGUUGCCAUCAACGACCCUUUCAUCGACCUGGACUACAUGGUCUACAUGUUCAAGUAUGACUCCACCCACGGACGUUUCCAUGGUGAGGUCAAGGCUGAGGGUGGCAAGCUGGUCAUCGAUGGACACAAAAUCACUGUGUUCCAUGAGAGAGACCCAGCUAACAUCAAGUGGGGAGAUGCUGGUGCCACCUAUGUAGUUGAGUCAACAGGUGUCUUCACCACCAUUGAGAAGGCCUCUACCCAUCUGAAGGGUGGUGCCAAGAGGGUUGUCAUCUCCGCUCCCAGCGCUGAUGCACCCAUGUUCGUCAUGGGCGUCAACCACGAGAAGUACGAUAACUCCCUCAAGGUUGUCAGCAAUGCUUCAUGCACAACCAACUGCCUGGCUCCCCUGGCCAAGGUCAUCCACGAUAACUACCACAUCAUUGAGGGUCUGAUGAGCACUGUUCACGCCGUCACCGCCACCCAGAAGACUGUUGAUGGUCCUUCUGGAAAGCUGUGGAGGGAUGGACGUGGCGCCAGCCAGAACAUCAUCCCUGCCUCCACCGGAGCAGCCAAGGCUGUCGGCAAGGUCAUCCCCGAGCUGAACGGCAAGAUCACUGGCAUGGCCUUCCGUGUCCCCACCCCCAACGUCUCAGUGGUGGACCUGACCGUCCGUCUGGAGAAGCCUGCCAGCUACGACGCCAUCAAGAAGGUUGUCAAGGCUGCCGCCGAUGGACCCAUGAAGGGAAUUCUUGGAUACACGGAGCAACAGGUUGUCUCUUCAGACUUCAACGGCGACACCCACUCCUCCAUCUUUGAUGCCGGCGCUGGCAUUGCUCUGAACGACCACUUCGUCAAGCUGGUUACAUGGUAUGACAACGAGUUCGGCUACAGCAACCGCGUCAUUGACCUGAUGGCUCACAUGGCCACCAAGGAGUAACGCAACCAACCAACCAAACGCUACCGCACUACGUCACGUGACCACAUAUUUCCCAUUCGAUUGGACUAUCGCCCUUAACUUGCCUGAGAAAGUUACCCGCAUAAAAAAAUAACAAUCACAACUAUAUAAUUUAUUUUUGUAUUGUAAAGACCCUGUUCUGAUCUUGUGAAAGGUGAGAUGGGAUCUGGGUGUGAUGACAUUUUCUCUGUUUGUUGAACCUGCUUCAUUCAGAAGCGGAAUAAAAGUCCUCUGUGAGUAAA